Messenger RNA from Actinia tenebrosa (Australian red waratah sea anemone), 1320 nucleotides. Its product is annotated as protein-lysine N-trimethyltransferase SMYD5-like. Gene Ontology annotation, biological process: negative regulation of gene expression, epigenetic. The record is from RefSeq and is a predicted model, not a curated record. NCBI's taxonomy places the organism in Eukaryota, Metazoa, Cnidaria, Anthozoa, Actiniaria, Actiniidae. Gene Ontology annotation, molecular function: histone H4K20 methyltransferase activity; protein binding.
AUGGCGGCCGUUCCUCAACAAACACAUGCAAGCAUACAAGCAAGUGUAACCGAUAGUUCUGGAGUCCUYGUGAAGCAAACAGGUGGUUUAAAAGGAAAAGCCCUAUACGCAAGCAAAACAUUUUCAAAAGGGGAUACAAUCUUUAAAGAAAAACCCCUAGUUUGUGUGCAAUUUUUAUGGAAUGCAGCGUACAAAUACCUCUCGUGUGAUAACUGCCUGAAGUCCCUAGAACCUGCCCAAGAAAUGGCACGAAGGCUUUGUGGAAACWAUACUCUAGUUUUGCCUCACAAUGAAGAGUGUUGCGCGGUGUUGAACUCACAGAAAGAUGUUGUCGUUUGUCCUCGAUGUAAGAUARCAUACUGCUCUGAAGCAUGUAGACAAUCUGCUCUUGAUCAAUAUCAUAGCAGGCUUUGUCUUGGACAUGCUGGAGAGAAUCCUGACCAUCCUUUAGUCAAACUACAGGAGGUGUGGAAAACAAUUCAUUAUCCCCCAGAAACAGCAAACAUAAUGCUUCUUGCAAGAAUGAUUGCAACUGUUCUUCAGGCAUCAGAUAGUAAACUGGCAUUGGAAACUUUUAACAAUUUUUGUCAUUCAGUUGUUAACACAAAAGAGCAGAUUGCACACAAACUUCUUGGGCCAAAAUUUCAGCAAGUACUAGAUUAUAGUUGUACAAUUAGUUAUUCUAGAUUUGAAAUUUUAUAUUUACUUUUCUUGGUAAUUUAGUGGUUUACGACAGAGGGUUUUCAGUCUCUCUUUGCACUGAUUGGUACAAAUGGACAAGGCAUUGGUACAAGUUCCCUCAGUGUUUAUGUGAAAAAACUAGAAAGUAUGACAAAUAUUUCAGAGGAUGAACAACAAGCUAUUGAUCUGUUUUUGGAUGAUCUKUACGAGGAGAUAGACAAAGUGUCUGGUCAGUUUUUAAACUGUGAGGGAGCCGGACUUUAUAGCUUGCAAAGCUGCUGUAAUCACAAUUGUGUACCAAAUGCAGAAGUUACUUUCCCAUACAAUGAUUCAACUCUAGUCCUAGAGGCUCUACAAGACAUUCAAGAGGGAGAGGAAAUUUGUAUAAGUUAUUUAGAUGAAUGUCAAAGAGAGAGAAGUAGACAUAGUCGUCAAAAAUUCUUAAGAGAUAAUUAUCUUUUCAACUGCGCUUGCGCGAAGUGCGAGCUUCAAGCAAACGACCCUGACGUGACGUCGAGUGARGAGGAGGAAGAAGAUGAUGAUGAAGAGAUGUAAAAUAAUGUCAAGUUUAUUAUUGAAUCAUAAUAAUAGUACUUCUAUACGGAUAAUUCCUGAAUAAAUGAAGUUUUUAAGCUGAAA